AUGCCGGACGAGCAGUCGGCGAUCUUAGAGGGGGAAGCGGUUGAAACAGACCGCUUGCUCCAAGGUACAGAGCAGGAGCCCUCGCCGAGAACUAACAUGUACACCGAUCCGAACUUUUGGAUAUUUGUCUUCUCCACUGUCAUGAUCUCUGUGGGAGCCAACUCCUUCUUUCUUGCUGUACCCCGCCUUUCCAAAAAUGUCAUUUGUUGCUCAUAUUUUGAACACAUUUGCAAGUCAGGUUUUACCCUCAUCCCGGAGAAGCAAUGCAACACGGAACUUGUUAUGGAUACGUUAGCAUCAGUUCGUUUUACUUAUUUCACGAUUCAGCCGGCAGUUGCAAUUAUUGCAUUACUUGUUUGGUGCCCCGUUGUCGCCUUUCACUGUUUGCGGCUUCGGAGCGUCCUCAUCCUGGCGCAGUGUGGAGCCAUCAUUGCGGAAGUUCCUCAAGCAUACAUCUUUUGGAGCAACGGGUCUCUUGAUCUCCGCUGGAUAUGGGCAUCACCGCUUCUCUCGGCUCUUCUCGGAGGAGGUGGCAUGACAUACAUGGUACUCCGAGACUGUGCUCUCAGACAAAUGUUCGGUGAAGGUCACUUCUUCUCGGCGCAGCUCCUCCUUGGUGCGUCAGCUAAUACUGCCGCAUUCUUGGGCCUCCCUGCUGCAAGCUGGGUUAUGCAAACCUUUGGAGAAUGGUACUGCCUGUUUAUGAGCUUUGUAACCUCGAUUCUUGGUUGCGGCGCAUUGUUCUUCCUCAGCCCACUACCGGAAGUCGAUAAACCUCAAAGUUUCAAAGCGACUUUUAGUUUCGAUCUCCGAACACUGAUACGAACACUGAUACAAACACUGACUUCAAUACCUGUUUUAUCGAUACCUGUUUUCUCGAUACCCGCUGCCUUCGAUUACUUGGCUGUAUACGAGUAUACAGUGCAGUAUAUCCCACAUCGGUUUAAAAGCACCACGCCCGAUGCAGGAUGGGUCAUCACGGGGGCCAAGCUGCUACCAGCACUGGCCACCAUACCGGUUGCCUGUUGCGCAAAAGACUGUUCGAUAAAUGUGCAACUCACGAUGGCGGCUGGCCUACUACUUUGGCAAGGCAUGUUCAGUGCGAUGCUCGCCUGGUCAGACUCGCUAGCGCUGUUCGGUGUCAUGCUGGCAGCUGCCAGCUUAGGCAGCCUACUUCCACAUUUUGCCAGGGCCUUGAUUAGCUCCACAAGUAAAUCAACACAGAGGACCGGAAUAUUUGUCGCCGAUCAGGUCGCGGGGCUCUUGUUCAAGCUUCUAAGCUCCCUCGUUAUGAAGAAUAUCAUCUACGACGGCAACCGCACAGAGCCAAAACAACCAGGGCGGCCCUACUUUGCGACUGCCAUUGUCAACAUAGCUGCCUUGAUUGGGCUAUGUAUCAUAUGGGGAAUCCAUGUCCGCCGGGAGCAUGAACACCCCCAGGCAACGUCUGAGCCUGAUCCAAGCCAUUACGAGGUCGCGGGUGCCAGCAGCGACGCAGAUAUCUGA
Messenger RNA from Thyridium curvatum, 1506 nucleotides. RefSeq lists its product as uncharacterized. Gene Ontology annotation, molecular function: transmembrane transporter activity. NCBI's taxonomy places the organism in Eukaryota, Fungi, Ascomycota, Sordariomycetes, Thyridiales, Thyridiaceae. Bases 1 to 1506 code for a protein of 501 amino acids. The transcript is spliced from 4 exons. Gene Ontology annotation, biological process: transmembrane transport. Gene Ontology annotation, cellular component: membrane. The record is from RefSeq and is a predicted model, not a curated record.